UUUUGUACAAGCCAACACACUGUUCCGUUCAGAAAAUAUUACAAUCGUCCUCUCGCACUCGUAGUUUCAAUAAGUAACAUUAGUAAUUUAUAUAUAACAUCCCCCGACAAAUAUGAGGCACGUCAGUUUGCAAGCUCAUCUUGACAGGGCAACAAGAGACCAACAGCAAUGCUAGUAUAGGUGCAAAAUUGGGAUCAACAUGGCUGCAAAUAACAACUACGAGUACUUACCAAAUGGAUAUGUCGUGGAAAAUAAAACUCAUCAGCAGAAGGACAACCUCCACAGUCAAGCCAAAUUGAAAGAUGCGUGUAGAAAAAUUAUACCAAUAUCAAUAAAGGAAAGCAAGAUUAGCUUAAACUUUGUAAAAGUAAUAUCGUUCUUGUAUGGACUAUCUGUAAUAAUUGUAGUAGAAGACAAGGCCAGGUUACGCGAUUUUCUUUUCAAAAUGGGCACAGGUGAUACUUCGGAAACAGAUUUCCUUUUGGGCAGCUCACUACUUGAUUUACCUUUUGUGUUUAGCAAACAGGAUGUUGAAGUGGAUGCAAAUGAUGUUAGUGUUGCAAAUACAGUAGACUCUCAAAUAUCCGGCCUAAGGUGGCGGGCAGCUAGUCCGGAUAACGAAAAAGCCAGAUAAGCCGAAUCAAUGUAUCAAAUGUAUUUUAACUCAGAACUUACAUUUGUACUUAUGAAGGUAUGAGAAAAUGCAUAAAUAUAUUUAGUACAUUACAUAAUUCCUAGAUAAUAAUAUGUAUAUUAUAUUAUAUACAUUUUAAUAAUCUACAUA
Molecule: messenger RNA, 784 nt
Organism: Acanthoscelides obtectus
Lineage: Eukaryota; Metazoa; Arthropoda; Insecta; Coleoptera; Chrysomelidae
Source: the annotation of a GenBank genome assembly